Molecule: messenger RNA, 2325 nt
Organism: Camelina sativa (false flax)
Lineage: Eukaryota; Viridiplantae; Streptophyta; Magnoliopsida; Brassicales; Brassicaceae
Product: DEAD-box ATP-dependent RNA helicase 46
Molecular function (GO): protein binding; nucleic acid binding; RNA helicase activity
Source: RefSeq, a predicted model, not a curated record
CGCAUUUCACUCCUUACUUUUCUCCACUCCAGUCUCUCUUUCUCUCUCUCUCUCUCUCUAUUCUGCGUUUCUUCUUCUCUGUGGCUUAGCUUUCUAGAGAGGAGGAAUCUAGGUCGUGCUCUGUGAUUUAUUCUCAUACUCUCUCUCUCUCUCGACAGUGAAAGCCCGGUAUUUCGUAUGGCUGCUACAGCUACUGCUUCUACAAUCCGUUACUCCCCUGAGGAUCCUAAUCUUCCUAAGCCAUGGAAAGGUCUUGUGGAUAGUAAAACUGGGUAUUUGUACUUUUGGAAUCCGGAGACUAAUGUUACUCAGUACGAGAGACCAGCUCCUCCCAAGCUUGCUGCUAUUCCUAUAAGCUCUUCUGUUCAGACUCAACAAUCUUCUUCUGGGUUCAACUCUGGCAAGGAAGAGGAUAAGUAUAAUAGAGGAAAUGAUGGGCCUAAGUCUGAUUCUGGAUCAAGGUUCACUGAGGCUGCAAGAACUGGACCAAUAUCUUCUAAUGAUGCUGCUAGUGGACCUGGGAAUGCUGCAUCUGGUGGAUCAUCUGCCAAAGGGCCUCCUUCUUCGGCCACAGGAAAUGAAUUGUCCCCAGAGGCCUAUUGCCGCCGCCAUGAAAUUACUGUCAGCGGAGGCCAAGUGCCACCACCUCUGAUGUCUUUCGAAGCCACCGGUCUUCCCCCAGCGCUUCUGCGGGAGGUAUACAGUGCAGGAUUCUCUGCUCCUUCUCCAAUUCAAGCUCAGUCGUGGCCAAUUGCUAUGCAGAACAGAGACAUAGUUGCCAUUGCUAAAACAGGCUCUGGAAAAACUCUGGGUUACUUGAUUCCUGGUUUCAUGCAUCUCCAACGGAUCCACAAUGAUUCACAAAUGGGCCCAACGAUCUUGGUAUUGUCACCUACUAGGGAGUUAGCCACACAAAUCCAAGUUGAGGCUCUGAAAUUUGGCAAGUCGUCCAAAAUUUCGUGUGCGUGCUUGUAUGGAGGAGCACCCAAGGGUCCUCAGUUGAAGGAAAUAGAAAGAGGUGUAGAUAUUGUUGUUGCAACUCCCGGCCGGCUGAAUGAUAUCCUUGAAAUGAGGAGAAUCAGUCUGCAUCAAGUGUCUUAUCUGGUGCUGGACGAGGCUGAUAGAAUGUUGGACAUGGGGUUCGAGCCUCAGAUCAGGAAAAUUGUGAAAGAGGUUCCCACUAAGCGUCAAACCCUCAUGUACACAGCAACGUGGCCAAAGGAGGUCAGAAAAAUUGCAUCUGAUCUUCUUGUUAACCCUGCCCAAGUCAACAUUGGUAAUGUUGAUGAGCUUGUUGCGAACAAGUCCAUUACUCAGACUGUUGAAAUCUUAGCACCAAUGGAGAAACAUACAAGGUUAGAGCAGAUACUGAGGUCUCAGGAACCGGGCUCCAAGAUUAUUAUUUUCUGUUCAACCAAAAGGAUGUGUGAUCAACUAGCACGGAACCUGACCCGCACGUUUGGAGCCGCUGCUAUACAUGGAGACAAGUCUCAGGCUGAGAGAGAUGACGUGCUGAACCAAUUUAGAAGUGGUAGGACUCCUGUUCUUGUUGCAACCGAUGUAGCUGCUCGUGGGCUUGACGUUAAGGACAUAAGGGUGGUGGUCAACUAUGAUUUUCCAAAUGGUGUGGAGGAUUACGUUCACAGAAUCGGAAGAACUGGAAGAGCUGGAGCAACCGGUUUAGCUUACACCUUCUUUGGGGACCAAGAUGCAAAACAUGCUUCAGAUCUUAUCAAGAUCUUGGAAGGAGCAAAUCAGAAAGUUCCUCCACAGGUCCGUGAAAUGGCUACACGUGGUGGUGGUGGGAUGAACAAAUUCCGCCGCUGGGGUACACCUUCCAGUGGUGGUGGUGGCCGUGGCUAUGGUGAUUCUGGUUAUGGUGGUCGUGGGGAUUCUGGUUAUGGUGGUGGUCGUGGUGAGUCUGGUUAUGGUGGUGGCCGUGGGGAUUCUGGUGGUAGAGGAAGCUGGGGUUCACGUGAUAGCAGUAGCAGCUCGGGAUGGGGAAGAGAGAGGAGCCGUAGUCCUGAGAGGUUCAACGCAGGUCCACCGUCGACUUCUGACCCACCUCGCAGCUUUCACGAGAUGAUGAUGAUGAAACAGAGAUAACUCAUCGUUCUUUUUCACCAGAUGGGGGCAAUAUACAUAGUAGAGACCCUUUCGGUUCGGUUAAUUAUUCAUUUUGUGUGGUGUGUGUUUGUGUGUGGAACGAAGUGACCAGUACUUCUCUAACAUCAAACACACCCGAAGUACUUCUAAUGUUUUGUUCGACGAGAAAACCUUUUUUGUUUAUAUAAUGAAAACAAAGACUCGUUAUGGGUUCUUUCU